This is a messenger RNA of Nerophis ophidion (straightnose pipefish), 1928 nucleotides long. RefSeq names its product WASP family member 2 (gene wasf2). The transcript has 9 exons. Gene Ontology annotation, molecular function: actin binding; protein kinase A regulatory subunit binding; Arp2/3 complex binding. Gene Ontology annotation, cellular component: cytoskeleton. The record is from RefSeq and is a predicted model, not a curated record. NCBI's taxonomy places the organism in Eukaryota, Metazoa, Chordata, Actinopteri, Syngnathiformes, Syngnathidae. Gene Ontology annotation, biological process: actin cytoskeleton organization; positive regulation of Arp2/3 complex-mediated actin nucleation. The coding region runs from base 189 to 1625 and encodes 478 amino acids.
CCCCUCCGCCAAUCAGAAGGCCGCAAACUGGGGCCUCGCCUCGGCAGCGCUCACGUUCGCCUUCGCCGUCAACGCUCAAUGUUUUCGAGUGCAAAACUUCGGAAGUCGGGCAGAUUUAACAAGAAAAAAAGGAGUUUAGCGGUCUCCACUUUGGACGGGUUUGGCCCCCUCGCCGCCCGCGCCUCGCCAUGCCUCUGGUCAUCAGGAACAUCGAGCCGCGGCACGUGUGCCGCGAGUCCGUCCCCGCCAGCAUCCGCAGCGAGCUGGAAUGUGUGACCAACAACAGCUUGGCCAACAUCAUUCGCCAGCUGGGGAGCCUGAGCAAGAAUGCAGAGGACGUGUUCAGGGAGCUCUUCAAGCAGGCGGAAGAUUUCGCCGGCAGGGUGAAUUCGCUCGGGGAUCGAGUGGACCGCCUGCAGUUAAAAGUCACGGAGCUGGACCCCAAAGAGGAGGAGGUUUCUCUUCAGGCCAUCACCACUCGGAAGGCGUUCCGCAGCAGCCUGAUUCAGGACCAGAAGCUCUUCACCAGGCCGUCGCUGCCCAUGCCCGUGCAGGAGACCUACCUCACGUGCUUCCCGCCGCCGCCGCUCAACUACCUCAGCCCGUACCGCGAGGACGGAAGGGAGGCCCUGACAUUCUACACCGAUUCUUCCUUCUUCUUUAAGCUGUGGAAGGAGAAGAUGCUGCAGGACACAGAAGACAUCAAGAAGGAGAAGCGGAAACACAGGAAGGAGAAGAAAGACCACCUGAACCAGCGGACCCUCAACCCCCGCAAGAUCAAGACCAGGAAGGAUGAGUGGGAGCGCCGCAAGAUGGGCGAGGAGUUUGUGGUCCCCAAGAAUGAACUGAACUCCUCUGAGGCUCUGAAUGGCAGCAUCUGCUCCGGUGACGGCUUCAACCCCGAUGCCCUGGAGUUGAGCACGGGCUCCUACGCUUACGAGCCGAGCUCCUCGCUGGCGCCGCCCGGCCCCGAUGAUUUCCUGCCUCCCCCGCCUGCGGACAUAGACCACUCUGACGUCGCCACCCAGAAGCGGGUCAGCAUCUUGAGUCCCAACCACCCGCCGCCUGCUCCCCCAAUGGCCUCCGCCCAGUCCAACUCUCGCCCCCACCUCUCCCCUCCUCCUGCACCUCCGCCUCCUCCACCUCCUGGCUUCGGUGCCCCCCCGCCUCCCACCGGAUUUGACAACCCUCCACCGCCUCCUCCAAUGUCUGGCGCCUACCCCUCGCCGCCUGGCCCGCCUGCCCCGCCGCCCCCUCCCAGCAUGUCUUCCAUGUCCCCUCCACCCCCGCCCCCCGGCGGUGGCCCUCCUCCUCCACCGCCUCCACCUGGCCCGCCACCGCCAUCCUUCGACUCCCGCGCCCCCCCUCCUCCCUCUGCUGCGCUGGCCUCCAGCGCCUCCAAACCGCAGCCGGCGCCCGAGCCUGAAGACGACGCCCGCAGUGGCCUUCUGCAGGCCAUCCGACAAGGCUUCAACCUGCGCAAGGUGGAGGCCCAGCGGGAGCAAGAGAAGCGGGACCACUUUGGCAACGACGUGGCCGCCAUCUUGUCGCGACGCAUCGCCGUGGAGUGCAGCGACAGCGAGGACGACUCGUCGGAGUUCGACGACGAGGAGUGGUCCGAGUGAUGGUCGCUUUCUCUCUUUCCCUCGAUUACUAGCAAGCUUUCAGGUUAGCCAAGUCAUUCCUUCGCCUUGUUUCACUUCGCAACCACGGCGCACAAGCCAGCACGAGUCCUGUGUGGAGGACGCCCCGUGUCAUCAGUCCCAUCAUUCCCUACACCGGGGCUGCUUUAGUGCCUGACGGCAGCAGACGCAGAGGAAAUUAGUGCCACACAAUAAUCAUCAUUUGUGUGUGGGAACAGUUUUUUUAUGUUUUUUUUUUAAAUGUGUCAAGGAAAGAGGAAGUAUUAAACGGAACAAUAACAUACA